AUGGGCUCUCCUUUAUCUCCCGUAGUCGCCGACAUAUUCAUGGAGGACUUUGAGGAGAAAGCCCUUCUUACUGCUCCUGUAAAUCCAAGAUUCUACAAGCGGUACGUAGACGAUACUUUCACAAUUUUACCAUCUGACAAAGUAACUGCAUUUUUAAACCACCUUAAUUCCAUAAACCCUAAAAUACAAUUCACAAUGGAGUUAGAGGCAAACAAUACUUUAGCUUUCCUAGAUGUUUUAGUCAUCCGAAAUCCUGAUAACACUAUUGGUCAUACUGUGUACAGAAAAAAUACCCAUACCAACCGAUAUCUAAAUGGUGAAUCUCACCAUCAUCCUUCACAGUUAGCUACCGUGGGAAAAUCUUUGUUUCAGAGAGCACGAGGGAUCUGUGACAGAAAACAUCUGGCCGCCGAACUUCAGCACGUCGAGCAAGUACUGCAAGACAACAAGCUUCGGAUCCUGCGCCUACGUCACAGUGACCGAGUGAAGCCAGCCACAGUCGAGCGUGUGCCUGCUGUACUACCCUAUGUCAGAGGAGUCACUGGUCAAUUUUUACCAUCCGUCAAGUGUCAUAUCCCUCUACAAGAUGCAGGAGUGUACAAGCUGGAUUGUGAAUGUGGUCUCUCGUACAUAGGACAAACAAAAAGAUCUAUUAAAACCCGCGUUAAAGAACAUAUAGCUGACGUGAAGCACCGACGUAUCGGGAAGUCUGCAGUUUGUGAACAUGUUCAAGAUCGUCCCCGCCAUUACAUUAGAUUUGAUAGACCACAAAUCCUCGCAAAAGAACACCGAUUCCUCCCAAGGAUGAUUCGCGAGGCUAUUGAAAUUAAAAAACAUCCUAAUUUCAAUAGAGAAGAUGGAUGGGUGCUGCCAUCUGCUUGGGAUCCCAUAAUUAAUAAAAUCAAAUCCAAACCCAAGUAUACCACUGCUAGACUUCAAGAUACUGUAAGCUCAUUCUGCGUAAAUCGAACCAAAAAUUAA
Parnassius mnemosyne (clouded apollo) is the source of this 981-nucleotide messenger RNA. Lineage: Eukaryota; Metazoa; Arthropoda; Insecta; Lepidoptera; Papilionidae. The record is from the annotation of a GenBank genome assembly.